Messenger RNA from Zonotrichia albicollis (white-throated sparrow), 4376 nucleotides. The record is from RefSeq and is a predicted model, not a curated record. NCBI's taxonomy places the organism in Eukaryota, Metazoa, Chordata, Aves, Passeriformes, Passerellidae.
UGGAGCUGGCUCAGUAUACUUCAUGGAAUAGCCACUGUUGUGAGACACACAUCUUUUGCAAAGGUGUGGCUUUCUAAGGCUUUCUUCACCCCAACUCAAAACUUCUUCGUGGAAGAUACAUUCCCCUUCUACUCUAGAUAUGUAGAUAUGAAGAUAUGAAGAUGGCAUUCAGUAAUUAGCUAAGACAGCAAUGUUCUGGGUUGUCUGUAGAGGCCACAGAGAGUUUACAGCCAGAACUAUCACAGUGCCUCAUGUGCUUCCUGGUCAUGUUCUCCCAUUCAUUUUCUAAAGUGCGUGUGAGACCUGAAGCUGCUUCCUAACAGGCGCAUCUUGUUUUCCUUCUGGUUUCUUGAAAGGAUGAUAAUCUAUAAUAAUCUGUAAUCCAUUUUUCUCCAUUCUCCUGGAGAAAAACGUUCCAGCAGGUCUGCACCUGAGCCAAGGGGCCUGUCUGUGAUGCCAGUUUAACAUUGUGACCCACCUCUGCAGCCAGUUAACUGAGGUUCUUGGUAACACAUCCCUCGGGGGCAAUCACAGUGAAACAACACUGAGUGACCAGUGUGUGAUUUUUAUCUGCCAGCAUAAAACUGCUGCUGGCUGCAGAUGAUUGUAAACAAUAAAAAUAGUAGAGCUUCAGUUAAGUCAUAGAAGGCAGUGUGGGCAAGGAGCCCGUGAACAAUUGUAAAUGAAACUGCAUCUCUGAAAGAAGGAGAAGCAAAGGGGCAAUUUGCUGAACAGCAGCCAUCAAAAUAAAAUCAAGCAGCAGUCAGAAAUUAUACUGUAAGGUAAAACUGUGUUUCUGGCAGAGCUCUGUCAUGGAUGUUACCUAGGACAGUUCACAGCCUUCACAUGUCCAACGAGGCUUUUCCUGGUUCUUAGUGCAAGGUCAAGCAGCACACCAUUCCUAGUGGGAUCCUCACUACCUGUGUCAGGAAGGGAUCAUCAAAGCUUUCCAGGAACCUCCUGGACUGUCUGUACUUUGCUGCGUCACCUCUCCAGCUGUCAGGGUGGUUAAAGUCCCUCACAAAGAGGGGAGAACCAGGACCUGUGUAUUGAGGCUGCUUUGAGCACCCUGCAUUGUGGCAUCACGGUGGCUAUGGAAUAAGGAAGCUGUGUCCUGUGCAGGACACCCACUGCAGUCUCUAAGGGAUGGGGGAAUAGGACAACCUGCUUGGCCUGGAGGAGGCAGAGCCACCCACAGCUCCCCUCGCCAUCAGGCUGGCCUAGGACAGCGUGACAGAGCAGCCCUGCAGGCACACAGCCCCUCAGCCAGGGGCAGUACCUGAGCAGCUGACACCCCAGCUGCCCCUGGCCCAGCAGGCCAAGGACAACGGAACAGCGCAGCAUCCCGAGGCUCUGGAGUGCAGCUGGGAUGCUGGCAGAAGGCUUGGCACGUCCAGAAAUGCCAUGGCAGGAUCCCCAGAUGUGGUGAGGCAGAGGCAGACAGGGCAGGUGGCAGCUGCCACCAUCGGCUACCACGAUGGCCAGCAGUACGCGGCUGAGUCGGAGCGGCUCAGGAAGGCCAGGCUGCGUGUGGAGAAGGCCAUUAAGGUGAGGGGUUCGGUUCCACAGUGCCCCGAGAUGGCACAUGCUGGCAUUUGUGCCCCUGUGGCUCAGCAGAGCCGGCUCGGAGCGCAGGGAGCGCAGGCUGAGCUGGCUGCUGUCCCGCAGGAGAAGAAGAUCUUCACCGUGCACGGCCCCUACCCCGUCAUCCGCCGGCUGCUGCGUGCCCGGGGCUGGGUGGAGAGGAAGCUGCCCCUCAAUCACAAGCAGCUGAAGCAGCAGCCUGCCGACCAAAGCAAACAGCAGCCGGACAGGGGGGCAAGCGGUGGCGGUGAUGAGCCGGGGGAGGCAGUGCUGAACCCGCCCAGCGGGGCACAGCCUUCCCUGGGCACCGCGGAGCCCCUGCAGCACCCGUGGUGCACAGCACACGAUAAGGAGAACGAGGGGGAAAGGGAAGAUGAAGACGAGAACGAAGAUAAGGAGCAGUGCAGUGAGGACUCUGAAGACAUCCAUGACCUCAUGUCCUUCCUGGUGCAGGACCAGGUGCCAAACUUCCUCUGGACCAUUCGCCUGAGCAGCGUUGACCGGGAGCUGCUGGCGAGGAUUGAGGUGGUGAACCGCUAUCCCCGGCUGGCCGCCCUUUGCACCAAGGAGGGGCUGUGCCAAAGCCUGCAAAACUUGUCCUGGUUCGAGCAAGUCGACUUCAACACCUUUUUCCCCCGGUGCUACCGGCUGGGGUUCAAGGACGAGAAGGAAGCGUUCAUUGAUGAUUUUUGCCUGACAGCAGCUCGCAGCCUUCUCAAAUUGGCCCUGGAGAAGGUCGGGGACAGGCCGGUGGGGACAGAGCAGCCCUCAAAACCCGACGAGGUGCCGGCAGGGCCGUGCUCGCCCCUGUAUCCCGAGCUGCUGGAGGAGGCCCUGGAGGUCUGUGAGCAGCACCUGGGAGUUCUGGGGCACCACGACAUCGACAGGAGCACCCCGUCGCCCUGCCGGACAUGCAUCGACUGGGACCGCUUCCUGCCGGAAUACUACCGUGUGGCACACGAGGGGGCCAGGCUGGAGCUGGACAUGGAGCAGCGCGAGCGGUGCCAGGAGCUGCUGCAGCGCCUGGAGGAGAAGCUGCCACAGCUCGGCAUAGAGGGCAGCCUCAACGUGUGGAUCGUCAAGCCCAGCGCCAAAUCCCGCGGCAGGGGCAUCGUGUGCGCGACGCGGCUGGAGGAGGUGCUGGAGCUGGCGCGGAGCUGCGUGGGCACCCCGGCGGGCGUGUGCGAGUGGGUGGUGCAGAAGUACGUGGAGCGGCCGCUCACCAUCUUCAACACCAAAUUCGACAUCCGGCAGUGGUUCGUGGUGACUGACUGGAAGCCGCUGACCGUCUGGUUCUACCGAGACUGCUACCUGCGCUUCUGCUCCCGGCCCUUCUCCCUGUGCCACCUGGAGCCCGCCAGGCACCUCUGCAACGUCUCCAUCCAGAAGCGGUACAAAACGUGGCAGCCGGACCCCCGCGUGCCCCCCGACAAGAUCUGGUCCAACAAGCAGUUCCAGGCCCACCUGGCGUGGCUGGGGCGGGAGAACGCUUGGCAGCGGGUGAUGGUGCCCGGCAUGAAGGCGGCGAUCCUGAACGCCCUGCGCUGCGCCCGGGACCGGGUGGGCUCCCGCAAGGGCAGCUUUGAGCUCUUCGGGGCCGACUUCCUCAUCGGGGAGGACCUCCAGCCCUGGCUGCUGGAGAUCAACUCCUGCCCCACCAUGAGCCCCUCCUCGGCGGUGACACGCCAGCUGUGCGCCAACGUCCAGCGGGACACGCUGCGCCUCGUGCUCGACCGCAAGGACAACCCCACCUGCUCCAUCGGUGCCUUUGAGCUCCUCUACAAGGAGGCAGCCGUGUCCUCGUGUCUGACUGCAGGGCUGAGGCUGAUGGUCACGGGCUGUUCCCUGAAGAAGCCCCAGUCGGCGAAGCAUCGAUCCCAGGACAGGCUCCCCAGGUCUGCACCCUCAGGGAACAGAGCCGCCAAGGUGCACAGGUCGAGGACGUCACGGGAAAAGCUGCCUCCUAUGGUGCUGCAGGGCAGCUGCUGCCUGCCCAAAUCUGACCCUCCAGCACUGCCGCGGGCCCCAAACGGCUCUGCUGGGAGCCAGGAGCUGCCGUGGCUCCUUCACCUCGAUGGGCAGUCCGGGGAGGCUCAGCCCCUGAGGAGUAGCUGUUCCAUGGAUAGAGUGCCAGGACCACCAAGCCAGGGAGCCACCAGGAGCCUCCAGCAACCCCCAGGCUACUCUGCUGGAGACCAGGAGUUGCCGUGGCUCCUUCACGUGGUGGUCGGGCAGCCCCAGGAAGCUCAAGCCCAGACAGCUUUGCAGCCGACCGCCAGCAGCUGUCCUCUGCACAGGGGGCCUGUGCCACCGCCCCGGGGAGCGACCAGGAGCCCCUGGCUACCUCCGGGCGGUUCUGCCAAGAACCAGGAGCUCCUCCGCGUGGCUGGGCAAGCCGAGGAUGCUGAGGCUCAGUUAGCGCGCCCCCAGGAAGCUCAGCCCCCGACCAAUAGCUGUCCCCGGGACAGGUUGUCACCGCGCCAGGAAGCGCCCCGGAGGCCCAGGCGACCCCCGGGGCGCCAGGGAUUGCCCCGGCUCAGUCAGCCGGGUGGGCAGCCCCAGGCUACCCGGCCCCACAGAGCUCUGCCCCCGAUCAGUGCCCGUCCCCCGGUGCGGGGCCCCGUGCCACAGCCCCCGGCAGCGCCCAGCAGACCCUGGCGGCCCCCGGGCUGUGCACCGACCCCCGUAGGGCUUCCUGCCAGGCCGGCGCGCCUGCCGGCGCUGUGACAGCACCGGGAGCCCAGCCCCUGCCGGGAACAGGAGAACGGCAGCUCCCCAGGGCAUGCAGGGGA